Diachasma alloeum is the source of this 723-nucleotide messenger RNA. RefSeq names its product basic phospholipase A2 PA-12A. Gene Ontology annotation, molecular function: A2-type glycerophospholipase activity; calcium ion binding. The record is from RefSeq and is a predicted model, not a curated record. The coding region runs from base 15 to 611 and encodes 198 amino acids. The transcript has 5 exons. NCBI's taxonomy places the organism in Eukaryota, Metazoa, Arthropoda, Insecta, Hymenoptera, Braconidae. Gene Ontology annotation, biological process: phospholipid metabolic process; arachidonate secretion; lipid catabolic process.
AGGAGAACAAGUAAAUGGAUGGAAGUGUAACAAAAUUGCUAGCUCAUGAAGAACUCCACAAUCUCACGAUGCACGGGUUCGGGGAAAGUGAAGAAGACAUACAUUCGAUGCGACCUUCGUCUAAAAUAUCGGUUACGUACAACAGCUCAACGAAUUCUUUGAGAUUAUCUGAAAGAUUUGGUGCGAGCUCAAGGAGAACAAGGCGUAAAAGAAGCGUGGUGCACUUAUACAACAUGGUUGUAUGCGCAACCGGUUGUAAUCCCCUAGCUUACAAAGGAUACGGCUGUUACUGUGGAUUUUUAGGCUCCGGAUAUCCUGUCGACGGUAUCGAUCGAUGCUGCUGGAUGCAUGACCGCUGCUAUGACGCAACUGGGUGCCCGACCUUUUCAGAAUACUUUAUCCCAUACUAUUGGAAAUGUUAUCGCGGCCAUCUACCAAUCUGUGCUAUCUUACAUGGAAGCUGGGGUGGUUCUGGCUCCUGCGCUCAACGACUGUGCGAGUGCGAUCGAGCAUUGGCUAAAUGUUUGCGAAGGUUUCCUUGCCCCUCAUCAAAAGCAGUGUGCACAUCCUCCCCGUUCCGACUUGUACAGAAUAUUUUCAUGAUUCUUUGAAAGAAAGAUCAACGUCACUCACAUUUCGACGUCUUUAUUUCGAUGUUAACAAAAUAUUUAUUUACAAUUGUUCAUAGCCAUUACCUAGUUCAUAAUGUAUGUAUAGACUCAU